Messenger RNA from Dentiscutata erythropus, 357 nucleotides. The record is from the annotation of a GenBank genome assembly. NCBI's taxonomy places the organism in Eukaryota, Fungi, Glomeromycota, Glomeromycetes, Diversisporales, Gigasporaceae.
CAAAAAAUAGUCCCACAUACUCAUCCGGUCUUGCGAAAUAUAAAAUUUCUCAAGAAUUAUCUCAAACAAUUAAAUUCAAAUAUUUCUUCUCUACGAAUCAAUCACCUCAAAUAUUUACAAAUGGUGAUAUUAUAUUUAUUGCAGGUAAAUACAUUGUUGAAAACUCUGAACCAUGCUUUACAAUCGCAUAUUCAAGCAUUGUUGAUAGUAAUAAUCCAAACCGUGAGUUUGAUGCAACUGCUCUUCCUGUAUGUAUACCUCAUUGCAUGUACUCAGUGGUAGUCAAUCGAGAACCGAAAGAGGUUACAGACUUUAUUCAUUUUGGUGCCGAGACCAUUGAAUAUAAUUCUGUUACUA